Molecule: messenger RNA, 4179 nt
Organism: Diorhabda sublineata
Lineage: Eukaryota; Metazoa; Arthropoda; Insecta; Coleoptera; Chrysomelidae
Gene: Cc2d2a
Product: coiled-coil and C2 domain-containing protein 2A
Exons: 15
Coding region: 1-4179 (1392 amino acids)
Biological process (GO): non-motile cilium assembly; protein localization to ciliary transition zone
Cellular component (GO): ciliary transition zone
Source: RefSeq, a predicted model, not a curated record
AUGGCAUUUAAAAGAGCUACAACUCCUUUUAUUACAAUGUAUGGUGAAAAACCUCUUAUUUCUCAUCAUCAUACACCAAGUUCUUCAGGAAAAAGAACAAUUUCCGAAAUAUCUGAUGAUAUAUUUUUGGUGAAGCCCGAUACAAGACCUUCGAGUUCAAAGCGCGAUUCUAGAAAAACCUAUAAAGAGAAAAUAUCUGAACACAUUAAGAGGAUUAAGGAAAGAACAUCUAUCACUUCGACUGAUCUUAGAAGGGGAAAAAUUCCAGUUGAUAGGAUUAGAGAAGAAAGCCAAAUAAUAGAUGCGGAAAUUGAGACAGUGAGGAAUAAAUUUGGUAGAGAAAGAGAGAGCUACAAGCCGAAUAAUGAAUUUUUUGAGUUUGUGAUGGAAACGAAAGAAGAUGAAGGAACUUCCGACGAAAUUGUUUCUUAUAGCUUACCAGAAAGUUUGGAAUUCACUGUGGAUUUAGCCGAAAGAGGAUGUUUCUUUAACACGCAUAGGUACAAAACUGUCGAUAAUAGCAAGAAAAUUGGAUCUACCGAACUAACAAUUGUGAAUGUAUUGAAUAUUCCACGAGGCAGCAAGAAUAUUUUAGAACAAAGAUUCAUAGCGGCUGAUGACAGGAGAUGGUUUUAUAACGACGGUAACUUGAUUCUUUUGGAACAACCCACAACAAAGUUCUCCCUUAGACCUUCCAGUUUCCAAACUAAUGAAUCUACUAUAACAGAUUAUUUUCCACCAAACUUGUAUGAUGAUAGUCUUGAAGAAAUCGUUGUAAUGAAAGAAAAUAUCCUAGAAAUAUAUUUCUCGCAUUUGAAAUUUCUACAUCAUCCACUUUUUAGCUUAGAAAAUAUUUUUGUGGAACUUCUAAAUUCAGCUUACGAAGAAUAUAUUGCUAUUCAAGAGAGAAAUGUAUUAACUGAUUUAAAAAAUGAUUUGGAGGAGCUAAGAAAGAAACGAAGUAAAAUAAAAAAUGAUGCUGAUUUGAAAAAGAUUGAUAGAGAUGUUAAAAAAAUUAGAAAUAAAUAUUUUACAGAGAGCAAAAAAUACAGACACGUUACUUUAACUAUGUUAGAAUCUUGGAGAAUUGUUAAGAAAAUCCGAGAAAUACAAACAUUCUCUAGUACAAGUAUGAAACUGAUGAUUGAAAAAGAACCGGUUCAAAUUGAGAAAGAAACCGAAGAGCAAAAUAAAAUGUACGAAGAAACUUUGAAAGAGCUGAAGAGGGAAUAUAGAAAUGAGUUAGAUGACGAGAAAGUGCAUGAAAGUACGGAAGAAAUAUAUGAAAAUUUCAGUCAGGGAAAUGAAACUAACGAUAAUGAGAGUAACAGUUCAACAGAAUUUUCUGAAAUUCAUGAAACAGAUGAUCGAAAGCUACGUAAAAAUCUGCGUAAGUUAUUUAGAAAUACUUUCAAGCCACCAGGAGAACCAAAAUUAAGAUUUUCCUUAAAUCGCAGUCAUCCUGUAACUGAAACUGUUGAUUAUAGUAGAGAAAUAGCGAGAAGAUCAGCAAUAUCUUCAACUAAAUUCUAUUUGAGAAUACUCUGCAAUAGCAUCGAAGCUUGUAAAACUAAAUUUCUGAACUUAACUGAAGAUUUCGAAUUAAUCAUUGACGAAACGUUUUUCUUGCAACUGAUAGAAAUUCCAAAAUAUUUGACAGUAGAAGUUUUCGCCCAACCCAAAUCAUUGUUGAAAAAGAAAGUAUGCGAAAUGAAUAUAUAUUUACCAGACUCAAAAAAUUCGGGAAAGAAUUUGAGGAAAAAUUUCGAGAAAAGUGAAAUUGUACACUAUAAACACGAAGGAGUUGGUAGCGGAAAGAAAUUGAGAAGCGUCGUAGAUAAAUUUGAUAUAAAAUUGAAAAAUAUUGAAAAUUUCGAGUUGAAAACUUGUGGAUAUUUAGAAUACAGUAUAGAAUGGGAGAAAGUUGAUAAACAAGAAACUGAUACAACUUUUUAUACCAAAAUGAAUAUAUUGGAUCAAGUAAUGGAUAAACAAUUCGUUAUCGAUUACAAAAAGGCAAUUGAAACAUUAGAUUCACUUGAGGAUGACUAUUUCGAAAGGAGUCAGACAAAUAAUUAUUUCAGAUUGUGUGCUUGCCAAAAUUCUCUGACAUUCUGCAAUAUUUCUGAGAUAGAAGAAAAUAUACGAUUGAAGGUUUUGAUGUUGAGAGACAAAAAAGAAAUUGAAUUCGACGGUUUAUUGGUACCGAAUAGGAUAAAAGAAUUUCCCGUGAACAUCUUAUCCCAAUAUAAUAAAAGGAAAGCCGCAGAAGAUAAAGAAAGUUUAUCCGAUGAAGUCGAUUCAGAUUUUAAGACUCAAUAUAAUUUCGGCAAGAAAUUUUUGAAGCAGGUCCAUAUCAAAGUCUUCCAAAUGUGCAAGAACACAGACAAUAAUUUGGAUUAUGAGAGUGUUAUAGACGAGAAGUUUUUCAUCUAUUUCCAUCUAAUAGUGAGAACGAUCAUUCGAAAUAUCCUGAACUGGUUACGUUGGAAACCCAAAAUAAGCAAACCUUUACCUGUUUUACAAAAUUCUGAAUACGAUGAACCACAACAAAUAAACAAAAGCAAUCUGAAUAUUAAUAUUAUUGUUGUAUGUGCUAAAAAUCUACCACGGAGAAGAGACUCAACUUUUAACGCGAACCACUCUACUAACAACGAAUUGAGUCCUUAUGUUGAGGUCAAUUAUAAAAAUUUAGCUACAAGAACCAGUUGCAGUAGAGGUAUCCACGCUAGCUGGAAUGAAAUGUUGACUAUACCUUUAGAAUCGAACCACUCCGAUUAUUUGAGCCCAAAUUCAUUAGACGGGGUUGUAAAUAUCAAUAUUUUCGAUGAAAGCGAUACAGACGUGAUAAAACUGAACAAAAGGUGUAGAAAUUGGCUUGGUGGUAUUGACAUAUUAUUGUCUGCGAUUUGUACAUCAGAAAAUAUGAAUGGUUUUUUCCCAUUAAAAAUACCAUACUUGUUAUUAGAUUACGAACAUGAAGAUAAACAACAGAACAAAUCUUCAAAAAUGUCGAAUUACCAAAUUGGAUCGAGUUAUUUAUAUAUGGAAAUUUCUGUACACCCGAAUGUUCCCAAAUUAUCUCCAAAUAUGAGUGAACUACCUUCCGGCGAUAUACCAUUUAUUCAAGAACAUAUUUUGACAUGGAAUCGGAACUAUAAUACCAACUACCCUCAUAGAAAAUUCAAUGCCUUAGUAUUAGAUACCAAUGGUAAGACAACCUGUGUUACAAGAUUCAUUAAACCUCUAGAACCACCACCAAUAAAUACAGAAGAAUUUGAUGUAACAGCCGAACAAUGUAUUAGAUACAUUUCCUUGAUACCUUUCACCGAAUGCAGUCAUUUUUAUAACAACAUUUGGUUGACACCAGAUCAAUUAAUAAAGUUGAUGCUUGGUACAAUAACGGACCAUGCCAUAACUUUGACAUGUUACUUAUUGGCUCUAAAAAUCGAAGCGUGGUUACUUCUGGGUUAUGGUAUACCUCACGGUAGUACUGCAUAUGUAUUAAUUCGAGAUCAUCCUGGAGAUAAUCCUCUACCUAUACAUUAUAUCAUAGACGUUGCCUCAAAUGAGAAAUAUGAUUUACAAGAUGAACAUUGUCCAUUACAGAAAAUAUUUUGUGUUAUAGACGGAACAAAUGUUUGGGCUAAUACUCAAACUACUAACAAUGUAGCUUUGACUAAAUUUGAUUUCCAUCAAAACUCUGAUUGGCUACCGAUGUUUGAUAAUAAUAUAAGUGCCCCCAAUAAUUCCAUGGCGAAAAAAAUCAUUUACAAGAUAAAAGAAGAUGAUGAAGUAGUUGAGAUACUUCUUGAAAAAUAUCUUAAGCGGAAAUUUUCUAAAGUCAGGCAACUUGACAAAACUAUUUGGAAUGGUGGAUUAUCGAAUGUAUUGACUAACGUUUUAAAAACUUUUGAAAUGAACUGUAUGUAUAAUAAAAAUCACCAAGAAACAAUUCGUGAGCUCAAUGAAGAGAUAUCACAAUAUAAGGUAUCUGGACUUGCCAUGAAUGUACCUUUCAAACAUAUCUCCGAACUUGCGAAGAAGAUCAAGAAAAUCGGUAUCCACAUACAGCAAGAAACAGACGUUGAAUUUGCUCUGGGUGUUUAUGUGCAUUCGUAUCCGGGUCGUUUGUUUUCAGUUUGGAUAUUCUUAGUCAGCGUUAAAAAUUCCGAUUAG